Molecule: messenger RNA, 414 nt
Organism: Aspergillus alliaceus
Lineage: Eukaryota; Fungi; Ascomycota; Eurotiomycetes; Eurotiales; Aspergillaceae
Exons: 1
Coding region: 99-377 (92 amino acids)
Source: RefSeq, a predicted model, not a curated record
UAUUAGCAACGGCAGGUACCACAAAUGCAACGAGCAUUGUUUCUUCGUCUUCACUUCGAGGGAAUCCAUCUUGCUUGACUUGGUGAUCCGCUCGACCAAUGAACUCAAGUGCAACUGGAAUGGCUAGAUGGUACUUUGCUAGAUCACCUGUUCGAAAAUAUCUAAUUCUAUUGAUACUAAAGAAACGCUUUUUGUUCUCGGCUGCAUGGUUGGUAUACCCUGUAGAUAAGCCAGGUCUUCCAAGAAGGAUUUCGCCUGUCUUGCCGGGCUUUAUAAUGAUCUUCAGAUUGUCAUCCACAAGACACAGUUUAGUAUUGCCAACAGGCUUACCAAUACCUAGAGAGCCAUAUCAAAACUCUUCGGCUUUGACCUCAUGAAUGGUAGAGUAGGUUGUUGUCUCUGUCGGGCCGUAUG